Macaca mulatta (Rhesus monkey) is the source of this 843-nucleotide messenger RNA. RefSeq names its product nudix hydrolase 16 (gene NUDT16). Gene Ontology annotation, cellular component: nucleus. Gene Ontology annotation, biological process: mRNA catabolic process; sno(s)RNA catabolic process. Gene Ontology annotation, molecular function: phosphodiesterase decapping endonuclease activity; snoRNA binding. NCBI's taxonomy places the organism in Eukaryota, Metazoa, Chordata, Mammalia, Primates, Cercopithecidae. The record is from RefSeq and is marked provisional.
CGGACAGCAGAGGAGCAGUGUCCGGCCAUGGCCGGGGCCCGCAGGCUGGAGCUGGGCGAGGCCCUGGCGCUGGGGUCGGGCUGGCGUCAUGCGUGCCAUGCUCUCCUCUACGCGCCGGACCCUGGCAUGCUCUUCGGCCGCAUCCCGCUGCGCUACGCCGUACUGAUGCAGAUGCGCUUCGAUGGACGCCUGGGCUUCCCCGGCGGAUUCGUGGACACGCAGGACAGCAGCCUAGAGGACGGGCUGAACCGCGAGCUGCGCGAGGAGCUCGGCGAGGCGGCGGCCGCUUUCCGCGUGGAGCGCACUGACUACCGCAGCUCCCACGCCGGGUCAGGGCCACGCGUUGUGGCCCACUUCUAUGCCAAGCGUCUGACGCUCGAGCAGCUGUUGGCUGUGGAGGCCGGCGCAACACGCGCCAAGGACCACGGGCUGGAGGUGCUGGGCCUGGUGCGAGUGCCCCUGUAUACCCUGCGGGAUGGUGUGGGAGGCCUGCCUACCUUCCUGGAGAAUUCCUUUAUUGGCUCUGCCCGGGAGCAGUUACUUGAAGCUCUCCAAGACUUGGGACUGCUGCAGUCUGGCUCUAUUUCAGGCCUUAAGAUUCCGGCUCAUCACUAGAGGCAGCCCUCCAUGGACCCAUGGAAACUGAGAUGAGGACCUUGGUACUAGGGAGGGAGGGAAGGAUGUGGGAAUGUUUUCUUAUUGGACCUGAGAGAUGACACAUGAUACCAGAUUAAAAGAAGGAGAAGUGUGUACCAUAUGUUUUGAGCAGAGGCCCCUCCAACUCAUGGCAUCAGGGGCAAAGAUUCACAGCUCAUCCCAGGCACCCUGGCAGGUUCUCAGAGC